Varanus komodoensis (Komodo dragon) is the source of this 1248-nucleotide messenger RNA. It is a transcript of the gene WFDC1, whose product is annotated as WAP four-disulfide core domain 1. Gene Ontology annotation, cellular component: extracellular region. Gene Ontology annotation, molecular function: peptidase inhibitor activity. The record is from RefSeq and is a predicted model, not a curated record. NCBI's taxonomy places the organism in Eukaryota, Metazoa, Chordata, Lepidosauria, Squamata, Varanidae. Gene Ontology annotation, biological process: regulation of cell growth. The coding region runs from base 1 to 660 and encodes 219 amino acids. The transcript is spliced from 6 exons.
AUGGGGUGCAAACCGCAUUUCAGCAGGACGUUCCUGGCAGCAGCCACAUGCUUCCUGCUGCUUCUCUGCCCGCCGACACGCGGCACACGGAAGCGCUGGAGACGAGCGCCUCACCUGAAGCUGACGGAGAAGCACGAUGAUUAUGAGUACCCCCUUCACUCUCACGGCAGCCCCUACCAGAAGAACGACCGCUGCCCCCCUCCGCCGCAGACGUUACCAGACCGGGCCUGCGAGGUGCCCAGCUGCCGCUCGGACUCCGAGUGCGAGAGACACAAGCGUUGCUGCUAUAACGGGUGCAUCUACGCCUGCCUGGAGUCGGUGCCGCCACCCCCAGUUUUAGAUUGGCUGGUGCAACCCAAGCCACGAUGGCUGGGCGGAAACGGCUGGCUACUGGAUGGACCGGAGGAAGUGCUGCAAGCUGAAGCGUGCAGCACCACGGAGGACGGCGAUGAACCUCUUCACUGCCCGACAGGGUACGAAUGCCACAUCAUCAGCCCGGGCAACGCUGCUGAGGGCAUCCCCAACAGGGGGCAGUGCAUAAAGCUACGCGGGAACUCUGAUGGAUGGAAUCUAAGACCUAAGUAUUACAAGGAAUAUUUUGGAAGCCGUUCCAAUAAUGUGGUGGGUUAUGUAAAACCACAGCAGAAACCUCUUGGUUAAGUCAAGCAAAACCUCCAGGAGACACUUCCCAACCUGAGAUGAUGCCUCUACUGCCACUGCAAGCACCCUGCCUCUCCGCCUCUGCUCCUGCCGUCUUGCUUUCCUGCCGUCAUCACGGUCGCCAGCAGGAUCCCUCAAGUCCACCUUGGCUUGCACCUUGACCUCACGUUCUUGUCCUCCGCUUGGUUUGGACAGGACAACCUCUCACUGACUCGGAUGCAUCGUGUUCUUUCUAAGCACACAGCUGCUGAUCCAGUUUGAACUCCUUGUCUUCUCAUUUUUAUACUUCCUUAUAGCUCAGAGACCAGUAAGAAAGCUCAGAUGGGACACUGAGUCAUACAGAGACAAAGGGACUAAUUGAUAUACUUUCUCGAAAAAAUACAGGGACACAAAUCAGCCUUCGGUGGGUCACCUGUCGGUUAUAUUUUUCUGAUAUUUAAAAGUCAUGGUUUCAAAUAGCGUUCUUCACUCUAAAUGCCUUCAGAGCAUCAAUUUAUCCCAUCACUCACAUUUCAGCAAUACAAGGUUUCUGGCAGGGAAUGACAUCUUGCCGUGAGACUUGUACACAGAAAUAAAUAUAUCUUGUCC